AUGCCGAGCAGCGGCGAGACGAACAACACCGCCGAGUACACGGCGCUACUGAUCGGCUUGCGGGCUGCAGCGGAUCACGGUGUGACGAGGUUGCGGGUGGACGGUGACAGUAUUCUUGUCAUUCGCCAAGUGCGUGGUAUCUUCGCGACGAGGAGCACUCGAUUAUGGCGCCUACGCAACGCGGUGAAGGCGGAGAUUGCGCACCUUGAAUGUGUCACACUCCACCACAAGGACCGCCAGUCCAACGGUCACGCCGACCGUCUCGCCAAUGAAGCGCUGGAUCGUCGGCGGUCGUUGAUGGAAUGCGGAGUGCAUCCCGACGGUAAUGGGUGCACCACCUCGCCGGCGGCUGGUCCAGCCCAGCCGGGUGAAUCCAUCUACCUCGACAUGGAUACCGGUGCCUCCACUGAGGAUCUCGCCGCAGACAUAGACGACGGUGAUGUAUACACGCCCAUACGGGUGAGUCCCCACGAGGUCUCUGCACGCCGCUCACGACUCCCGACUGCGCAAGCUUGA
Molecule: messenger RNA, 516 nt
Organism: Peronospora farinosa
Lineage: Eukaryota; Oomycota; Peronosporomycetes; Peronosporales; Peronosporaceae
Source: the annotation of a GenBank genome assembly